Molecule: messenger RNA, 1050 nt
Organism: Oncorhynchus mykiss (rainbow trout)
Lineage: Eukaryota; Metazoa; Chordata; Actinopteri; Salmoniformes; Salmonidae
Molecular function (GO): protein binding
Source: RefSeq, a predicted model, not a curated record
ACACGAGUGCUACACCGAAGCUAGUGUCUGUGUGCAUCCAGACACCGGAGCAGUCGUUACCUCGGGUCUAACAGGGCAUUUCGCUCCCAUGGGAAACCGCAGGGUUGUACGACUCCGCUCCGUUCAUUACGCGCUAAAGGCCAAGGAAAUUUGGUAUAACUUUGGGAGAUGUCAGAAAGUUCCUCAGGUGUGAACACAAGCAGUGGCAGUUUUCCCAAAUCCCACUCCUCCCAGUAUUCUGAAAUCAGCGUCACACACACACCCCUCUCCGUGGACCAGAGUCCAGAUUCCGGAAUCGUCAAAACCCCUCUGCCGUCCAGCCGGUUCAGGUUCGUGUCGUGGCAGCGGCUUGAGGAGAGUGAUGUCAAAGGAGACCAGCUCUCCUGUCCCAGGGUCAGAGAAGGGCCAUCAGUGGAGGACCUCUUUCUGAGAAAGGAUGACAUCCCCUUGGAAAGGGGGAGGAGGAAGAGGAGAGAGGAAGAAGGGCAGAGGUGGGAGGAGAGGCUUCAAGAGAACUGGGAGAAUUGUGUGGAGCUGAACCUGUCCUAUCAGGACUUGGGAGAUCCGUUCCAGCAGGAAAACUUCAGUCGGAUCCUGAGGAGGCUGAUCCGAGUGGAGAGACUGCAACUGAUCAAUAACUCCCUCACAGACCUGAGUUCUAUAUGCCUGCCAAGGUGCCGAAGCCUGAAUCUGCAUCGUAACCACCUGACAUGUAUACGUCAGCUGCCAAAGCUUCCGGCCCUGGAGCACCUGUGUCUCUCUGAGAACAGCAUCUCCACACUGAGGGGACUGGGGGCUCUGGGAACCAGCCCACUCCACUCCCUCACACUCAGAUCUAACCCUGUCAACUACAUACAGGACUACCGUGCACGUGUGUUCUCUUGUUUGCCAAAACUAAGAGUUCUGGAUGGAAUCCCCAAGCUGCCAGAAGAUUCCAUGCCCCCUGGACUCCAACUCCCAGCAGCCACCAGGAUGUGUAACGUUCUGUGACAUCAAACUAAGGGGCUUUGGAAAUUCCAUAAAUAAUAAUAAAAGUAAUUCCAUAAAUAA